UAAGGGCCAGGCUUGUCUGAAGCGUACUUGCCAAGUCAGGAGUCCAGAUGUGAGGUCAGUAGAGGUCCGGGAUCAAGUGCCAAGGGGUCAGUCCGAAAGAGGGUGCCAGGAAACUAGGAACACACAAGCCAUGCCUGACGUUGCAGUCAGCAACAAGCUGCAGCCAAGCAGGUGUGCCUUAUAAAGAGCAAGGUUGACAGCAGGUGUGAGUCCUCAGCGUUUGGGCCUUAAGGAGACAGGCCUGCCUCUCUUCUGCCUGACCUUCUGCUGUCUACGUUCUGCAGCAAGCAUGUGUCUCUAUCUGGUAGUCCUGCUGUACUUUGUGAUCCGAUGGUACCGGGAGAGACAGAUGGUGGAGAAUGUCAGAGAGAAGUACGUCUUCAUCACUGGCUGUGACUCUGGCUUUGGGAACCAGCUUGCCAGGCAGUUGGAUGCCCGGGGCCUGAGGGUGCUGGCGGCUUGCCUCACGCAGAAGGGGGCAGAGCAGCUGGAGAAGGCCACAUCGGAGCGGUUGCAAACCACUAUUUUGGAUGUCACCAGCGUGGAGAGCGUUGUAGCAGCAACCACGUGGGUGAAAGGGUGUGUGAGAGAUAAAGGGCUCUGGGGCUUGGUAAACAACGCAGGUGUUGUGGAAUCUGUAGUCCCCAAUGAGUGGCUGACCAAAGAUGACUUCAUAAAAGUGCUAAAUGUCAACCUGAUUGGACUGAUUGAUGUGACGCUGCACAUGUUGCCCCUGGUAAAAAAGGCCAGGGGAAGGAUAGUUAACGUGGCCAGCAUCCUGGGUCGAUUGUCUUUUUUAGGUGGAGGCUACUGUCCAUCUAAGUAUGGGGUGGAGGCUUUUUCUGACUCUCUCAGGCGUGAGCUCCGCCCCUUUGGGGUGAAAAUAGCCAUAGUGGAGCCGGGCUAUUUCCGAACGAAUAUGACUUGUAUCCAGACCAGCCUGGAAAGCCUGGAGAGGCAAUGGGUCAACACUCCACAGAAAGUCAAAGAUAGCUAUGGCCAGACCUAUUUUGACAGCUUUUACAAAAUGAUGAAAGAGAACCUCACCACUCGGUGCAGCACUAACCUCUACCUGGUCACAGACUGCAUGGAGCACGCCUUGACAUCCCAGCACCCCCGUACACGUUAUUCUGGUGGCUGGGAUGCCCAGUUCUUCUACAUUCCUCUCUCUUACUUGCCCACGGCAUUAGCGGAUUUGGUGCUGACCUGGUCUUGGCCCAAACCUGCUCAGGCUGUGUAAAGAAGGUGAAAUGGAAAAGGUCAUGUUUGGGGGAAGGAGGUUGUGUAUAGGGGGGAAGAGAGAAAGAAGGGACAGGGUGGCGAGGUGAAAAACACGACAGAUGAGGCUCCUGCACUUCUAAUAGUUGUGUAGAAGAGGGGACUUUAGCUGGUGUGGUGCGCAUGAUAAGCUGCACAUGCUACAAUGCCCUCUCCUACAUAACUAUUAGAGGCGAAGGAGCCCUGUCCUCUUUUGCUUCUGGCCACAGGGAUACAGUUGCCACAUCUCACACCAGACACAGCAAGCUUUUACCUUUUCAAGAUGCUGAUGCAGGGGUACCUGCUCAGUGUGAGAGUUUCCUGUUGGUUACCCCAAGCAGGGAUAUCAUGUCAGGCUUUAGUGGAUGGGAAAGAUUCACAGCAAGGUUCAAAGGCUUGCUCUUAAAGUUUAAAGUUACAAUCCUGUACCCACUUAUCUGGGAGUAAAGCCUCAUUGGGACUUAACGUUUGAGUAGACAUACACAGACUUGCAGUGUAACUUUGCAAAAGGACCACCACAGCAUAUUUUAAAAGACUACUUUUCCAUUUUAUGUUCUGUUGUAAGCAGGGGCACAGAUUCUCUUGCAGAAUGAUCACAUGAGAUUUAAAAUGCAGGUGUGAGGGAUAGGUAACUGUUCCCCACCUUCCUCUUUAAAUAGGGCUCCAAAAAAUUCUGAGGAAAUAUGAGUGAACAAAAGCUCCACUUUUCUCAGUUUUAACUCCAGUACUUGAACGAUAGGCUCCAUGGAGAAAUGAAGUUUGGUUCACAUUUAAACUCCCUAAUCUGCAUUUGCUAAAACAAUAUGCAAACUGAAAUACAGCUAUUCUUUGAGAUUUUCUCAUUUCUGAAUGUUGCGAUGCAGUUCUCCAGCCACUUAAAUUUCAAAAAAAUGUGUACGUUAGAGGAAAGUAUGCAUCAAAAUGCAUGUUAGUGAAAAUAACAUACACAAAUUCAUUAUAUUAGAGACAUUUGUUUGUAAAAAUGUUUAUCUGGAGAAAUUCACACUAAUUGAUGAAUUUUGAUGAGAUUUUUUAUUUAAAAGAUCAAAAACAAAUUGUUGCAGAAUUGUGAAGGACUGAACUUAAAGAUUAGAUAAAUGAGAAACUGAGAGCAACAUCAAUUGAUAUUUGUCCAUCCCUAUCUCUAGGCAUGACAUUUCCCCCCUUCUGAAACACACUCUACCUUACUAGCUAAAUUUCAGGUAGAAAUUCAACAGGUGUGACUCUCCCCUAGCCUGGAAAUGCACUGAACAUGGCACCUAUUAAUGUUCCAUCUGCUGUGUUAAAGACACAUGGCCUCUUUUCUUCUAUAAGCAGUGCUUGAAAGUGUGUUUUGGGGAGGGGGGGAGCCUCAGGUGUAUCCUUCAACUUCUCAGUUGUGUCUUUUGAGUUCUGUGAGACAAGGCUAUCUGUCAUCGUUGAGCUCAGUGGCGUCAGUUACGAAAGAGAUGCUGCUUUCUAGUUCAGUUGUUUAUAAUAGGCAAAUAAAAUUAGGUCUUAGUCUGCACAUUUUUCUAUCCUUCGAAUUUCUAAUAAUAAAUAAUUAUUGUUUUCUGGUCAGCUGGCAACUCUGUCUUCUCCUGGCAAUGUUUGCUGGCUACACCCACAGCAUACAUACAGUGCUGUGAUGUGGCACCUGUGGCCCUUCAGAGAUUGCUGGGCUUCAGCUCCCAUCAUCCCUGACCAUUGGCCAUGCUGGCUAGGGCUGAUGGAAGAUGGGAAUCCAACAACAUCUGGAGGGCCGCAGGUACCCCAUCGCUGUUAACAUAAUCAGCUAAGCGAGUUGGUCACCUUUGUUCCCAUGCUUUCUUUCAUCUACUUGAUCGUUGCCACAACACUGUCCAUGCUGGUGAUAUCUAGGAGGGUCAUUUUCAACUGCUCCAGUGUGUUUUUCUCUAGCUGCUCUGCCCCCAUCUGAAUGAGACAGGUUGCCAACACCAGCCCUGGGUAUCCAGCUGCCUGGCAAGCUGGUUCCUAAAGCCAAAGUCUCAGCUAGUGAUGAAGACAUAUUUCUCCAUCAGGUUCUCCUCCAUCUGUCUCUUCCGGUACCAUUGGUGAAGGAGGUAAAGCCUCAACAUGGCAGCCAAAUAGAGCCAUAUGGCUAAAAGCUACAAGAAAAUAGCCUGUUGCCUUCCUUCUCUGAUAAUGGGUCUUAAGUAGGGAUGGAAUCCUCUCCUUUUUUAUUUUCCAUUUUUAAGUGUGACUUUUCAAGUGCAUUGCAGAGCAGAUUAAGGUAGAUGAUCAAGUCAGUGUCUUCCCACCUGCUGCUGAAAAUCAACACCCCAUUCCCCCCCUUCUGCUUUCUGUCAGUUACAAUCUAUACUUCACUGACAUCAGUGAAAGGGAAUACACAUUUGAAGAGCUGACCUACAAAGUUGAUCAAUAAAAGUAUCACACUGUUGAUGAUUUCAAAACAAAUUAAUACUGAUAUGUAAUAACACUGUUCCCUUUGGUUCAGUCCUUUUUAUAUUUAUUAGGAUACACCUCUAAAACAUCAAUAUUAAGAAUGAUAAUUUUAUCAAUAUUUCAUUGUAAUUUUCAAUAUUUCCUUUGACAUUUCCUUUCAAAAUAUUGAUAUUAAUAUUUUUGGGAGGAAAAAAUGUAUUGGUAUAAGCAGCGGAUAGUGGACAAAGAAUGAACUUGAAACGAUACCGGCCUCGUAGAACAUUGCUAUUUUGCAUGUAGGAUUCAACUGCAUACUUGGCAAAUUCAGGUUGUGUAAUUAAAACAGAUU
Rhineura floridana is the source of this 3991-nucleotide messenger RNA. Its product is annotated as 17-beta-hydroxysteroid dehydrogenase type 6-like. The transcript has 5 exons. The record is from RefSeq and is a predicted model, not a curated record. Lineage: Eukaryota; Metazoa; Chordata; Lepidosauria; Squamata; Rhineuridae. Bases 290 to 1240 code for a protein of 316 amino acids.